Molecule: messenger RNA, 1551 nt
Organism: Vicia faba (fava bean)
Lineage: Eukaryota; Viridiplantae; Streptophyta; Magnoliopsida; Fabales; Fabaceae
Source: the annotation of a GenBank genome assembly
AUGAAAGCACGGUUAUGGCUGAUAAUUCUGUCCCUCUCAGUUAACUCAUUGCGAUCCGAGUCAAAGAAAACCGACGUCGCAUACGCGAGUCUGUUAUACGGAGAUGAAUUCUUGUUAGGCGUUAGAGUUCUUGGCAAAUCGAUACGUGACACUCGGUCCAGUAAAGAUAUGGUUGCUUUGGUUUCAGAUGGUGUUUCUGAUUACGCCAAUAACCUCCUCAAGGCUGAUGGGUGGAUAGUUGAGAAAAUUAGUUUACUGGAAAAUCCUAAUCAAGUUCACCCAAAGAGGUUUUGGGGUGUUUAUACCAAGCUCAAAAUAUUUAACAUGACUGACUACAAGAAAGUUGUAUACCUUGAUGCCGAUACUAUUGUUGUUAGAAAUAUUGAAGAGCUUUUCAAGUGUGGAAGAUUUUGUGCUAAUUUGAAGCAUUCUGAGAGGUUGAAUUCAGGAGUCAUGGUUGUGGAACCAUCUACGGAGCUUUUUAAUGAUAUGGUGAGCAAAGUCAAAACUCUGCCAUCUUAUACGGGAGGGGAUCAGGGAUUUCUUAAUUCAUAUUUCUCGGGAUUUCCUAAUGCGCGUGUUUUUGAGCCAAAUUUGAGCCAGGAAAUUUUGAAUACUAGACCAGUCCCUGAAAUGGAGCGACUUUCCACCUUAUAUAAUGCGGAUGUUGGUCUCUACAUGCUGGCUAACAAGUGGAUGGUAGAUGAGAAAGAACUCCGUGUGAUUCAUUAUACUCUAGGCCCUCUUAAGCCUUGGGACUGGUGGACAUCUUGGCUUUUGAAACCUGUUGAUGUUUGGCAGAAUGUAAGGGAACAGUUGCCGGAAUCCCUUCCUGGAACCAGUGGGGGGCAAAACCCUAAAGAUGGUUUUCUUGUGAAGUUUCUUUUUCUGCUACCACUUUGUACUGUACUCUUCUGCUGUUAUCGUUCAUUUCAAAAGAAUCAAGGGUACUUUGGUUCCUAUUGUAGAAGCUCAAUGUGUGAUCAUGUCCGACACCUUUAUUAUAGGAUUAAAUCAGGUGGCUCACUUUCUUAUACUGCCGUUUCUACUUCUACAGUUGGUUCCACCCAUCAGCUCUUAAACGGUUCUCAAUACAAGAUGCCCACAUAUUUGGGCGGUGUUUCUGUUUGUGUCUGUCUUAUGGCUGCGGUGGUGUCUCUUGGACUAACUCUCGUGAUAGUUCCUCGGCAAGUGACUCCAUGGACCGGUUUGCUUUUGAUGUAUGAAUGGGUGUUCACAAUCUUCUAUACAUUAUUUGGAGGUUAUCUCAGCUUGAUUUAUCAUUGGGGAAAGAUCACGGCGUCACGAGCUCCAUCCUCAUUCUCUCAGCCCGAGUCUUCUGACAACGAUUCAGGAAAAGGCCAUCAGCGUCAUAUAUCAUCUUGUGAUGCCACUACAUGGUUCUAUGGAUUAGGGAUGGCCUUCUUUGCCAUUGUAGCUCCAUCUUUGCCUUGUCUUUUUGGAAUUACCACUUUGUUUCUACGGUUAGGUUUGAUGAUUGUUGGGGAGAGGGAUAUCGCACGAAAUGGGAACUUCUAUUUCUCUUGUUGA